Messenger RNA from Chiloscyllium plagiosum (whitespotted bambooshark), 1551 nucleotides. The record is from RefSeq and is a predicted model, not a curated record. Lineage: Eukaryota; Metazoa; Chordata; Chondrichthyes; Orectolobiformes; Hemiscylliidae.
UCUCAUUUCCUCACUCAGGCUGACCAAUGCACAGGUCUUCAAGGUUUCCUGGUCUUCCAUAGUUUUGGUGGAGGCACUGGCUCAGGAUUCACCUCCCUGCUGAUGGAACGUCUCUCGGUCGACUACGGCAAGAAGUCCAAGCUGGAGUUUUCCAUCUACCCGGCUCCCAGGAUCUCCACUGCUGUGGUGGAACCCUACAACUCCAUCCUGACCACUCACACCACACUGGAACACACUGAUUGUUCCUUCAUGGUGGACAACGAGGCCAUCUAUGACAUCUGCCACAAAAACCUGGACAUUGAGCGUCCAGGCUACAUCAACCUGAACCGUCUGAUCGGGCAAAUUGUGUCAUCAAUCACAGCUUCUCUCCGUUUUGAUGGGGCCCUCAAUGUUGACCUGACAGAAUUCCAAACUAACUUGGUGCCAUACCCUCGUAUCCAUUUCCCUCUGGCUACCUACGCCCCAGUCAUCUCAGCUGAGAAAGCUUACCAUGAGCAGCUGUCGGUGACCGAGAUCACCAGUGCCUGCUUUGAGCCAGCAAACCAGAUGGUCAAGUGUGACCCUCGCCACGGCAAGUACAUGGCUUGCUGCCUGCUCUACCGUGGUGAUGUGGUGCCAAAAGACGUCAAUGUUGCCAUUGCCACCAUUAAGACCAGACGUUCCAUCCAGUUUGUGGACUGGUGCCCAACUGGCUUCAAGGUUGGCAUUAACUACCAGCCCCCUACAGUGGUGCCUGGUGGGGACUUGGCCAAAGUGCAGCGAGCUGUGUGUAUGCUGAGCAACACCACGGCCAUCGCUGAAGCCUGGGCUCGACUCAAUCACAAGUUUGAUCUGAUGUAUGCCAAGCGCGCCUUUGUGCAUUGGUACGUGGGUGAGGGGAUGGAAGAAGGUGAGUUCUCGGAGGCCCGUGAAGACCUCGCUGCUUUGGAGAAAGAUUACGAAGAGGUUGGUGCAGAGAGCACAGCUGAUGAUGAGGAAAAUGAGGGAUUCUGAUUUCCAAUCCGCUCGGGGCAAAUCUUUUCACCUUUGUUUGACACAAUUAAAAUCCGUUCUUUUCUGAACGGUAGCGUUCUGAAUUUCAUUGGCGUCCGCUAUUUGAGAAAUUGACCUUUUAAACACUCUGGGUUUUUAGAGUCGAGUUGAUUAUUUGGGAACUCUCCUCUGUUUUUACCUAAUCAAAAUAAAGGUUGCAAGAUGAUUUGGAGAAAUCUUUGACUCCUCUAAUUAUGAAGUGGGAUGUUGCAGUGGACUUGGGUUUUUUUUGGUGUUCUUGCUGUCAUCCUGUAGCCACAGUUUAUAACAAUGAAGCAACUAGAAGUACUGUAUUCAAAACAGGAAUUGGUACUUGGUAAUUACAAACCCAGGCAGGGGUUUCCACAAAACAGCAGUUAUCAUGAAACAUGUAGUUACCAAGAAAUGUUCUGUUAAAAAAAAGUUCCUCUCUCCUUUCAUUGACCUCUUUAAAAGAAGACAUCAGCUACCCACAAGUCUUCAAACUCAAGCCUACAAAAUCUAAUAAAUGUGAAGCGAAUAAAUAUCAGAGUGAAAAAC